ACUGCAGGCUGGGGGUCCGUCGUUGUGUAACGCCAUGGUUUGGUCCGCUGCCAUGGUUACGCGUCAGACGAAACAUAAGGAGACUGUGGCUGUAGGCUAGCUUGAUUAGCAAUGCUAACUCAACACCCUUGACUUCUUAAACCCAAAUGAGCGAGAAGAGAGAGUUAAGAGAAUCAGAGAACAAGACGCUCUCCAGCCCUGACGGACACCAGUUCAUCAACUCUCCUUUAUUAUUUUGGGGAUGUCCAGGCUUUGUCCACUCAUCCAGAGGACCUCAAUAAAGUAGCAUUUACUAUUAGCCACUGAAAGACCAUCAAAUCCCAGUGGUCAUGGCAUGUGAGGAUAAGAUUCAUCCACUGAAUGUGGACCCUGACUCUCAGCCUCUGGGCUGUUCAGGUGUUCGGUUUGAUGACAAAGGAAUGGUACUUCCACACAGCGUCCUUGGCAGUUUGGAUGAUUUCAGGAGUUAUCUGGAGGCCAAAGGGGACACAGAGUUUGUGAAGCGCAUACCGAAUUCUCCGAGCGAUCCUCCAUGUAGGAGGCAUCGCUGGGAGGCUGUGGAGAGUGGGUGUGAGGCCUCUUCAGACCAGAGAAACAUGCAGAGCAACGCCCUCCAGAACUGGCAUGCACACAUGAUGCAGCGCCGGCGACAGCAGUACUACUUAUCGGGUUUGCUCAACAAACCGGCCGAGACUUUAAUAAUGAACCAAACAAACCACUACAGAGAAAUUCAAGAGCAGAGAGAGUUUCUGAACCAAGUCAAGCCAUUCAUCCACUCUGGAUAUGGUUACCGUGUGGGUAGUGAGUUUUGGAGUGUACCCCAGCACUAUGGGGAUGAAAUGAGCGGCAUCUCGGCCACUCUGACUCGGACAGAGCAGGGCAGACGUGAACCUGUCACACAUGUAGGACAACCAAGCAGCAUCUGCCAGGAAUCAGGAGCUGGGACUCUGCGUCCAGGCUCUCGCCCUUGGGGGCAGGGCUCUUACCUCCAGCAACAGUACCAGGAGCUGGGGCAGUUUCUACAGGACACGGACAUGAAAAAGCCAGACAUCAGCGCACUGCAGGUGAUAGGCUCUGGCAAGCCAUUCACAUUUGUCACAGUGUGCCGUAGUCCCUUAGUGGAGAAGGAAGCGGAGAAGGAGCUGGAGCAAGAGGAGGAGGAGACAGAGAAGGAAGACAACCUGGACCCAGAGAAUGACGAGGCUCAGUCAGUUGUGCGCAUUCCUGCUCUGAGGUUCUGUGGUCAUCUCGCUCCCUGGACUGGAAACUCUGCCACAAGACAGGGAGAAGUGGGAAUCAGCACCACGAUAUUCUUUGAGGCGGUGACAGGAGAAAUCGUCACGUCGCAUCUGAAGAUGAACAACGAAGGCUCCACAGCCAUCUUCUAUAGCUGGCAGCGGCUUCCCCUGCCCCGCAGCUUUCAUAUUCUCCAAUCAAAAACAAAGCAGCUGCACUUCCUCUUCAAUUCCUCCUCUGGUGUGAUUCUCCCUGGUGACACCCUAUGUGUGGCCUUUAUAUUCAAGUCAGAGAAGCCAGGAAUAGAAACUGAAAUAUGGCAGCUCAACACUCACCCCAUGCUGCUUCAAGGAGCCUCAAUGCGGGUCACGUUGAGAGGAGUGUCUCUCUACCAGGACAAAACUGCAGAUCAAAGGCAUUUUAUCAAGACCAAGCUGGAGAAGACAGUGAUGGUCAAAGUGUGUAAGUCGAUUGUGUCUGACGUGCUGCGCGGCGUCCGCACGCCUGAGAGACCCAGCUCUCCUGCUGAGCUCUACAUCACUGAAGAGGAAAGGUUUCUUAACAAAAACCCCAAGUUGCAGUACCGUUAUCAGCCAGUGGAGGACCUGAAGAGACUGUGGCAAAAAGGGAAGCCAGAGCUCACCUGGGACCUUUCUGUUGAUUCUCUCCAGCAGGUUGUGCUGUCUCUGCCUGAACAAGAGUCCCCUCAGGACACCAUCAACAGAGAAAAGGGCUUGGCCCAGCUCAACUCUCUGCUCCUGGAGCUUUCCGAACCCUCGGAACUGAAACGCAGCCAUUUAUCAGCGGCAGUUAUAGGGCAGCAGCUGUGGGUGGGACUCCUGGACAGGAUGGCAGAUGAAGCCAUGUGGCUCAGAAGCCUGCUGGGCCUCCCAGAAAGAGAAACUGGGGUGGAUAAAAAGGAUGAAUCCUUGAUCUCUGAUGCCGAUUUGCCUGGUGACGCAAGCAAAGAUGAGAAGCAUGAGGAAAAGGGAGGAGCAGCCGCCAAAACAGCAAGGAGUGCGUCCAGAUCCAAAAUGAAAGAUGAUAACAAAGAAGAGUCCAAGUCACCAAUGACUGAAAAAUCAGUGGAGGAGGGCAAAAAGAGGGGGAAAAGAAGAGAUGACGCGGGGAAGCUCACCAAGGAAAAGCAAAGGAAAGAGUCCGUCUCGCUGACUGAUCCAGAGAGAAUCGAUCAGCCACUUCCCGAUGUGGAGCCAGAUAAGUUGGACAUUUACGCGAGGCUCUUGCACAAAAAGGUGUAUGCUUUGAUGGAAGACCUGGUGGACACUCUGUGUGACCUGAUGAAUGAGGGAGAUGAGGAGGCGGAGGACACUCGAGGAGGACACAUAGUAGGCACAGAGGAUCCACUGAAUAUUAUCAACCAACUCCAACCAAGUUUAUUUCAUUAAAAUAUGUCGCAGAGGAUUCCUGACCCUGUAUCUCUGUUUUCAUGUCUUAUUACUCUGCCAGUGAGGUUAUGUUUCCGGCCAUGAUUGUCUGUCCGUGAGCAGCAUAACUCCA
Molecule: messenger RNA, 2757 nt
Organism: Solea solea (common sole)
Lineage: Eukaryota; Metazoa; Chordata; Actinopteri; Pleuronectiformes; Soleidae
Product: MYCBP-associated protein-like
Exons: 19
Coding region: 330-2645 (771 amino acids)
Source: RefSeq, a predicted model, not a curated record